AUGGUAAAUCAUUACUAUAAUACAGAAAAGAUAGUUCAGAUAUCUUCUCCAGAUUCAACGGAAAGAUUAUUAUUCAACUAUCUUUGCUCAAAAAUUGAAAAAAAAUACCAGGAUACAAUAAAAAUAAAUUACAAGCUUAUUAAGGAACAGCAACCGUUAUUUCCAACAUGGGACGAUACCUUUCUUUCGCUUGAAGAAGACACAAAUAUUAUUCUUGAAUUAAAUACAUUCUCAGAUCUCUUAAUUGCCUUGAAGGAUAUCGAGGAGAUUGAACCUUAUUCAACAACAUCAAGGAUAAGGGCUUUAGCAAGUCAGCAACGAAAACCAUCCGUACAUUGGCCAACCGCAGAAGAUGAUUUAAUUCAUAUGUCAAACACAACAACAACACAAACAACAGAAUUCAUGACUAUACCGCCUUCUGUUCGUCUAGAUAUUGAAAGCUCAUCACUAUUAGAGGUUCUUAUGAAUCGUGCUGUGCAGCAUUGGUGUUGUAUCAAGUUUAAAGUUGCACCUAUUAGUGUUGAUUUGGUAAAGAACUGGCAAAAGACGCCAAAGGCAAUUAUUUACUGUAUUGCAUCCAUUAGUCUUGUAACGAUAAGGGAUGAACAAAGUAGGGAUGAUAAUGAUGUAUAUCCUAAACAAGCAGCCAUGGUAUUCUAUGAGCAAGCCCGAAAUAAACUGGAUGAUAUCUUAUUCGAUGAUAUGCAACCUUUUAUCCUUCAAUCUUAUUUUUGUCUCAGUUAUACAUCUAAUCUUUUAAGACUUUAUGAACAGCAACGAACUUGGGGAAGUUUAGCGUCAAUUUCAUUGCAGCAUUUAGCGACAAGGGCAGCACCUAUAGAUGAACUAUCAUUAAAAUGUUAUCUACGAUGGUAUUAUGUAGAUGCUUGGAUGUGUCUGACAAUGAAUCGAGAAUGUUUAUUACCUGAUCAUAUUCCUUGGAUCAAUAUAGAUUCAAUUGAUAGACCCUUGACUCAUGAAUUAAAAGCACAACAUGAUGUGUAUCAUUUUGCUCAACUUGCACGAUACAUGAGACGUUAUAUUCGCGCUCUUUACUCUGAUAACCUCUUUGUUUAUUUUAAUCAACAAAAGAGGCCCUCUAAGGUUUACUAUGAGAUUACUAAAAGUCUGAUAGGUUGGUAUUCAAAGUUGCCUAAAUUGAACACCUUCUCGGAUCUUCAUUUGUGUUAUCACUCUAUGCGUCUCUUAGUUCUUUAUCAAUUUCUUCAUCCAAAUUAUCCUCCAACCGAAGAUAUCCUUGUUGAUUGUCUUCAAACAAAUUUGGAGUUACUUCAGGCACUUCAACAUUUGAGAACACUUGGAUGCGAUCAAAGCACGUAUCAUCAUAUGUUCCUUGCUAUUCACAAUACAGCCAAACGUAUCUUCAAUUACGACGAUACCCUGUCAGUAAACGGUAAAAUUAAAUCAUAUGCAGAAGAACAGCUUAAAAUCAAUCUCAUGUUACUAAAGAGUACGCAGGCGUAUGCACAUGAUGUCUUUAAAAUGAAAAUGUAUGCACAAAGGAUUCAAGAUCAAUUCUCAAGGAUGAAAAUCACCACCAUUAAUCAUCAUCAUCAUCGUCGCCAUUUCGUGGGUGGGAAUACGUUUGUGUUUAAACAGAGUUAUAACGAGACGAGUAACAACUAUCCCAUUUUUAUCAGUCCUUCAUCAACAUCAACACCAACAUUUAUGUCCCUUUUUUCACACUAUCAGCAGGCUACUCCAACUCAUGUGUUACCAUCGUCUUCUAUCAUUGUCUUUAAACAUGGGAAAGAUCAUGACUUGGUAUCAAAGCCAAAAAAACGUACCAAAAAGAAAAAGAUGUAG
Molecule: messenger RNA, 1827 nt
Organism: Cokeromyces recurvatus
Lineage: Eukaryota; Fungi; Mucoromycota; Mucoromycetes; Mucorales; Mucoraceae
Exons: 2
Coding region: 1-1827 (608 amino acids)
Source: RefSeq, a predicted model, not a curated record